Molecule: messenger RNA, 1418 nt
Organism: Tricharina praecox
Lineage: Eukaryota; Fungi; Ascomycota; Pezizomycetes; Pezizales; Pyronemataceae
Exons: 3
Coding region: 238-1278 (346 amino acids)
Biological process (GO): regulation of DNA-templated transcription
Cellular component (GO): nucleus
Molecular function (GO): zinc ion binding; DNA-binding transcription factor activity, RNA polymerase II-specific
Source: RefSeq, a predicted model, not a curated record
CUCGGCGCAACCCCUCAUCCUCACUCCAAACAACACUCCCGCCAACCAAACUUCCAGCUUUCGCCCCCCCCUUCCACUCCUCGCGUCCAUCCGGAUCGUAGCCUUGUACACCGUCUUCCACCAGCCACUCCAAAGCGCGCUUGCUAAGCUCCGCCGACCACCUCGCCCCGCUUUCGUCCAUCCGGGUCUACUAGACUUCCUCACCCUUCUCCCUCCCAUCCUUCGCACAGUCAGCCGAUGGCAGCAUUGAGUCGGCACGCAAACCUCAACAUGUUCGCUCCUCCAAAUCCCAACGGUAUGGGUGGUCCCCCGGGUCCUCCGAAUCACAGUCCCUACCACCUCCCGCCACACUACCAUCAGCAGCCCGCGCCGAGACAACGGACCGCAAUUGCCUGCAGGUAUUGUCGGAGGAGAAAGAUCCGAUGCUCUGGAUUCGAGACCUCCCCGGACGGUAGGUGUGCCAACUGUAUGCGGUUCAACCAAGAAUGCGUCUUCACUCCCGUCUCGUCUCAAACCGGCCCGAUACAAGCCUUCGUGCCCGCUCCGCAGUCGGCCCUUGGUCGCCAGACAGUGUACGGACCUCACGGCGCACCAUUACCGCAAGGCUACAUCAUGCAACCUACCCACGACAACGUUCGACUCCCGCUCCCAGCGUCCCAUGACAACCGGUACAACCUUCCGAGCCCCGGCGGCCACGUAAACGGCGAUCCACCAUACAUGUCGCAGGAAGACCGGAGUCAUCAACUACCACCGCCGCUUGGGCACUCUCAGAGCGCCUACGGCAGGAGAAGUUCGGCCGAUGACUAUCAAGGUCAUUAUUCGAAUCAACCUCCCUCCCCUUCGUCCCAUCUUCCAGCUCCCGGUCACACCUUCCCUCCUCCACCUAUGAAUGGAUCUUCUUCGACGUACACGUCAAGUUACGGGCAGGGGCCACCGGCACCAACGCUUUCGCAGGUGCCGGGGAGCUAUUAUCCGCCACCGCCGUCGAGCGCUUCAGCCUCGUCGCAGCGGCCGGAUUCCCCGGGCUCGCAUCGCUCGUCCGGCGAACACCACAGCGUGUCGCCGCAGCCCCACCUGACGUUUCAUCCGCCCAUGCUCCACCCGAGCCAUCGCGAAACGUCUUCAGGCCCGAGCUCGCCCAAUGGGCCGAUCCCGUCGAUGCAGAUUGCAGGUCUCAUCGACACGCCCCAGCCCGGGCCUCCGCUUUCGCAGCACCAAGCACGGUCUGCGGCCGACGGAGACAUGCUAAUGCGUCUCAAUUUCCGGACCGGCCUAUAACUCGGCAGGCUCCGGCACGCAUCGGUGUGUUGCUACUGCACCUUUCAACUACAAUAUUUAACUUUGAUUUCUCCCACUCUCGUUCAAUCCCGAGCACAGACCGUAGAUCGGCAAGUCGGCAGCAAGUAAUCAUCACCGCG